CGCAUCUUACUGCGCCAAUGAGCGUCCUUGGUUCCUUCGUGCAUCAUGCUAUCCAGUACGUCUUCGACGGCGGUGGAGAUCUGCUUGACAAGCAAGUCUUUCACGUCGUCCGACAGUUCUAAGUACUCCGGUUUUCCGUCUGAUAGCGGGACACCGUCUGCAUUGUAGCUCGACAUGGAGGACGACGUCUGCUUUGUCAGCUUCCGGGGCAUCGGAGCCGAAGCUGAGCGUUUGGCGAUUCUCUGUCUCGAGUUCGCCAUGAUACGGUAGAAAUCCCCGCUUAGUCGAAACCUGCGAUGUGUCAAUCGAUCGGCCAAUGUGUCAAUGAGCCGAGUGGCGUGUCCGGUUUGCAAUGGCGGAACUUCCACAACGAGGGCGACCAAGAGGUGAGAGAUCCGGUCUUAUUAUAUGGCAGUCGUACUGUUGGUGAGACCGCGUCAAUCGAAAGUCGCAAACUGCGUUGUGGCAAACAGUUCGUGUUGAGCCGAAAGCCACGAGAACUGCAGGUUGCACAUGCUACAGCUGUUCGCAUCUCCCAAGCCAAGAAUCUCGAUGCUGAGGGUUUUUGAUGCUCGAGAUGUUCUUGCAGCUCCGUAAAAGCUGAAGCAACAGCAGGCGCGUCGCAGGAAGGGAAGAACAGCAUUGCUGAGGGAAGGUGGGUGCGUUCAAGCAUCGGGAAAUGGCUUACAGCUACGCGAAUCGAGAAGUUUGACAACUUACGGGUAUUAGAAUUUGGAAUGUACCCUGCCAACAUUGCACUGCGCAUUCGGUUUCUUCAUGUUGGUGUUCGGUGGAGAUGGCAUUGCCAUGACAAAGCCGACAAAAGUGAACAUACACGGCACAGCCGUCUUGGACUGUUCAUGAUCGACAUCCGGAUCUGCUGCUGGCGAAAACCGUACGCCUGUUUCCGAAGAAAUCCAUUUCGAUUUGCUGCUUCUUCAACUUCAUCCGCGAAAAAAUACUUGUGCAUGUUUCGAGAACCACGAAGUUUGCGUAAGGGUGAUACUUUCUGGAAUCCGUUUGCCAUGACCGCACUGCCUGGCUUUCGAUGGCGCAUUGCAGGGUGCCACUCCGAGGGUGGACAACACGAUCAAAGUAUCUCGCUCUUUCUCUCGACGCCAAAAGAGGCCGCUUUCGCUGCGCGAAACACUCAUAUCGGUGUUCUUCACCGAGCGUCAUGGAGGCCGAGUUGACUAGGGAAAUCCUGGUUUCCCUGUUUCCCGCCUUGCAGUGAUCGGGUAAAUGAAUCCUUGGAUAGUAUUAGUCGCCGGCGUCACCAUGACGGUCAAUCGCCAUGACACGUCAAAAGCGAAAGGAGACGAUCGACACCACCUUCUCGAUUGUUCGACAACCUUGCGCAAAAGUGUGCAAGGGUUGUACGGCGUGGGUUAACUUUGCUUGGAUGCGGUUGGUGUCCCGUCCGAUGUGUUGGGCCAAUAGUGUUGGCAUCACCAACUUAGUGAUGGUUGCCGACGACAACUUGUCGUGUCUGAUAAAAACACGAAUCGAAGCCAGGUGCCUUUCACGAACGCUCAUUUCGUUCACGCGUGCGGUUGCCUCAUACAGACGCAAAAUAAGCAUAGGAGUCUGGCUCCAGCUGCGGACACUUGAGAUGCAGAUGGUUGUGGACGAAAAGCUUAGGUGGCAGUAUUAUUCAUGUAACACGUACAAGUGAGCUACCAAAUACCUACACUUCAGGUUUGCUU
Molecule: messenger RNA, 1706 nt
Organism: Phytophthora nicotianae INRA-310
Lineage: Eukaryota; Oomycota; Peronosporomycetes; Peronosporales; Peronosporaceae
Exons: 1
Coding region: 738-1193 (151 amino acids)
Source: RefSeq, a predicted model, not a curated record